Stegodyphus dumicola is the source of this 5652-nucleotide messenger RNA. RefSeq names its product CUB and Sushi multiple domains furrowed (gene fw). Lineage: Eukaryota; Metazoa; Arthropoda; Arachnida; Araneae; Eresidae. The record is from RefSeq and is a predicted model, not a curated record.
CACAAAAUGGUGACAAACUACAAAUCUGUCCUCAUCCUGCAGUUCCUAUCUAUUCUUCUGUAAGCUUGUCCUAUGAAGAUCGGAGGACAGGGACGACGGCCACUUAUUCGUGUGAUGAAGGAUACGAACUAUUCGGAGAAUCCACAAGAACCUGCCUAUCGAGUGGAAAGUGGAGCGGAGAAAUUCCCAGUUGUGCCGUGAAUGUGGCAUAUGGCAAGCCAGCCAACCAGUCAAGCACCGUUAGAGGAGGCGAAGCCAGUCAUGGUAACGACGGAGACCUAACAACAGUGCACGAAAACAAAUACUGCACAGAAACCAAAGCGGAGGACUCACCCUGGUGGCAGGUGGACUUGCUGCACGCCUAUCCUGUCCGGGUUGUUCGUAUAGUUACAAGAGGGUGUUGUGGACAUCGACCAUUACAAGAUUUAGAAAUCAGAGUUGGCAACAGUUCUUCCGUCCAAGGCAAUAGGCUUUGUGCGUGGUAUCCGAAAACUCUAGAUGAUGGAGUAACCAAAGAUUUUGACUGCGCUUAUCCAAUUGUAGGACGCUACGUUUAUGUUCAAAUGGUAGGAAUCCAAGGAUCUCUCACUUUGUGUGAAGUCAUGGUCUUCACAACACAAGAAAUAUCCUCCGGUAGAUGUGGCAACCAAUUAGAACCUCUGGAACUGACUACUUUUAGCAGGACGUGUUACGAAUUCCAAGUACAAAAAGGUGGAUCAUUCGAUACUGCAGAAGAUUACUGCCGGGCUCGUGGGGGCCUUCUUCUUCAUGGGGUCCGGGACCUCACUCACCACUUCAUUGCUUCGGAGCUGGAAAGGCGAAAAGAGUCUCUCAAAUCGAAAUUGGUCUGGCUUGGCGCACAGAGAGAUCAGGGGCUGCGGGCCAGAACCUGGCACUGGGUAGACGAUACUCCUGUGCAACAAUUUCUGUGGGCCGAGGAUCAGCCAAACAACUACAAUGGUCAGCAAAAUUGUAUCGUUCUCGAUGGCGGAAGGCGGUGGCUUUGGAAUGAUGUGACAUGCGAUCUUGAUUACCUGCCUUGGGUCUGCCAAUAUAGUCCCUCUAACUGCGGCAACCCGGACCGGCAAGAGAAUUCUACGGUCCUAGAAAAAGACUUUCGACUGGGUCAGUCGGUCGUCUACCACUGCCCUACGGGGAACAAAGUUGUCGGCAAUAGGGUACGAAGAUGCGAGAGCAACGGGUUCUGGAGUGGCACCGCGCCCACCUGCCAGUAUGUCCAGUGUGGAGACCUAAAGGACAUUAACUUCGGAAGGGUGAUCUAUCCAGAAAAAAGAACAACUUACAAUGCUACAGCUGCGUAUAUUUGCGAAGAAAAUUAUACACUGGUGGGAGAUGGAGUGCGUAGAUGCACAGAGGAUGGAACUUGGAACGGAACAGAACCUAGAUGCGAAUAUCACUGGUGUCCAAGCUUGAAGGUACCCACCAAUGCUUCGAUGGAAUUGAGCGGUGUGAAAGCGGGUGACGAGGUCAAAUAUGUUUGUGACAAAGGUCACAAGUUAGUUGGUGAUGAGGUUCGGAAAUGUCAGCUUGGAGGACAGUGGACGGGAAGAGAACCUUUCUGCAAAUACGUUGAUUGUGGACGACCUCUGUCUUUGGAUAAUGGCACUUAUCAACUGAUUGAUGAAGGUCUAAGUACAUAUCAAAGUCGUGUCACCUACCGUUGUAAUAGCAAUUACACCAUCGUUGGACAUGACCAACGAACCUGCCUGGAGACUGGGAAAUGGAGUGGCAGAGAGCCCACGUGUAAACUCAUUGAUUGUGGUAAACCGGAUGUUCCCGAAGGUAUAGAAAUUCCAAAGAACGCAACAUUCACCGUUCAUUCCGAGAUUCAUUAUCGCUGUAAACCUGGCCACAAGUUGUCCGCAGUCUCAACCAAUGAUGUGAACACUUUCAAAAAUGGUGGAAAUACACUGAGAUGCAAUCCGGAUGGAAAGUGGUCCGGAAACCUUCCCACUUGUAUAUAUGUGGACUGCGGCCGAGUACAACCACUUCUUCGGGGUGAGGUUCAAUACUCAAAUGGUACUACAUACUUGAGUAGCAUGGCUAUCUAUUCCUGUAAUUCUGGAUUCCGGAUGAUCGGCACCCGUGUUAGGCACUGUACCGAGAGCGGGAAGUGGAGCGAUAACGCCCCCAAGUGCGAAGAAAUCCGUUGCUCUCCACCUGAAGUACCAAAGAAUGCAACCGUAGUUUACGGAGGUAAUGACCGGGCCUCGGCUGAUUCUUUCCGUGUCGGAUCUACGGUCCAGUACCGAUGCGUUGCUGGACACUUACCCAUCAAUGGAGAACCUCUCAGGACCUGCCUGCCUACAGGAGUUUGGUCUAAUGAGCCACCUCUCUGCAUGUAUAUUGAUUGUGGUUUGCCCUUACCUGUCCCUCAUGGCCAUUGGAUGCUGCCUUCUAAUACCACGUACUAUGGUAGCCAGGUAGAAUACGUUUGCGAUAUCAAUUACGAAAUACACGGGGCAAGAAGAAGGUUGUGUCUUGAAAACGCCACAUGGAGUAACAGCGAACCAACGUGCCAAGUGGUAUCAUGCGGUGCUCCAGACACGAAGGACGACCAGACGACUGUUGAUGGUGACAGUUACGUCGUAGAACAGUGGGUUAAUUACAGUUGCUCUACUGGAUAUGAGCUGGUGGGCAACAGCAGCCGAGUUUGUGGAAGUGAUGGAAAAUGGAGUGGAGACACACCUUUCUGCAAGUUGGUAGACUGUGGAACACCCUCAGCAAUAGCCAACGGACAAGGCUUCCUUGCUAAUGGAACCACAACUUUCCUAAGUGUUGUACAGUAUCGAUGUUUGCCCGAUUUUCAGAUGGUAGGAGAGCCUUCGAGAACAUGCCUGGCAUCGGGUGAAUGGAGCGAUCUUGAGCCAAAAUGCGUCGAUAUAGUCUUGGAAAUAGAAAAUACAGCUGAUGGUCAACACGCUGAUGGACAAGAUAUUGAUGCCUCAAAAACCAUUGGAAUUGCUAUCGCGGUUGGAGCUGGAGUUCUUCUUAUUAUCAUCAUUAUAGCAGCUGCAAUUUGCAUGAAAACGCGAAAGGCAAAGGCUAUCAAGAGCACUGGGGCUGCUGUCAUCUCAAGUCGCAUCGAUCAUAAAGAUUCGUCCUCCCUCAGGGCUUACUCAACCAUUGCCGCCAUUACUGCUGCCGAUGCUCAUAAUGGAGGUUCUGGAUUCGGAAACGGAGCAGUGAGAAACAACCCAAAUGGGUUAGUCACCUUCAGCAGCAACCCCCAGCCGAUCUACGCUAACGUGAAUGGUAAUGAUACUGAGGAGGACGGAAAUCAGCAACAAGGAGUCGUCAGGCAACUGAGGAAUGGUGUGAUCCAGAGCGAGAGCUUGUAGCAACACCCAGACCUCCUACAAACUUCUUUUGUGAAUUGUGCUGAAGGCUUAAUUUAUUGAAUAAACCUUAAACAAUGAAUUUUGGCAAAAUGUACCGUUUGCACAGAAAUGACGGGAAGAAUCUGUUUUGUGCAUCAUCUUUUUAAUGCCAAUAAAUGUUUUCACACGGUUAUGUUUGUGCAAAACACAAAUAUAAAAUUAAGGAAUGAACAGGAAUUCGGUUCUAUAGUUGAUAACAAAGGGACUUUUGCCAAAAUAAUAUUACUUCAGUUUUAUGACGGGUCAUAUCACCGAUAUGAGUAUCUAUACAAUUCAGAGAUGGCAUGCAUUAACGAGGACCCUUUCAGGGUAUUCUGUAACUCCGAGUACAAUGCGAUUUCCGAAACGGAAACUUUGAAAAACGUGUUGAUAAAACGAGCGGUAACAUGCUCGUUUGAAAACUUUUCCAAAGAAUUGAUUACUAAACAACGGGCCAUAUACAGAAACUUCGCUAUUGAAAUAAUCAGAGUUUUAUUUAUUAUUAAAGAGAAAAUAGGAGUGAAAUAUUGCUAACUAAGGAAUAUGCGAGCUAAGGAAACAGAUUUUUGUUUCGCAGCCGAGUUGUCUGAAGUGAAACUCCGUAAAAAAAUUACAUUACUUACUAAAAAAGAAACUAUAGUAAAGAUCCUACACGGAAUAUUUUCAAGAAAUUUUCUUAUUACUUUUUAAAUUGCAUGAAAUAACUCAAAAUUGUGAUGAAGUAUUUAUAUAAACUUUAUGUCCUUUUUUAUGUGAUGAAUUAUUUCUAUUAAUUCCAUGUCCAUCCGAAUCUUAAAAAAGCAACAAUUCACUUGUUGCUUUUUUGAUAUUUCAGUUAUGCUAAAAUUUAUAGCAACCUCUAAUAAUGAUGGUACUACCCUUUGGAUGUUGUUUUUUUUUCUGUUAUUUUUCGUUUUUUAUGAAAGUGAAAAGGGAUCAAUUAAUAAGAACUGUGUCAUUGAGUCAUAGUAUAUAUAUUUAAUGGUAUAGUUAAUUUUUGUCUUAAAAAGCUCUCCUUUCAUGAAAAACAUAAUGACAUUUCAAGCGAAGUUCAAUAAGCAUGUCUUUCAAACACCACUUUGAAAAGCACAUAAAAGGUUCUAAAAAAUUAUCUUAUAUUCUGUUUUACAUUCUGAUUGAAUAGGAAAAUACGAUUCUAUUAAAUGUCAUCUGUUUUUAAUCUACGCCUGUAAACAGACCUACCAGGUAGCAAACGUUUUCUUUCUUUCCCCCUCUCCAUACUUUUUACCAGAGUAUUCUUGACAGUUAAUUAAAUAUUCAGCUAAAGACGUUUAAAAAACUGCAAAAUCGUUCGAAAGACAUAAUUUAAAAUUGCUUAAAAAUACCUUUUACAUCAUUAGAUAAAAUCGUUUAAAAGACUUGAAUUUAAAGCUUUUUAAAUAGUUUUAAAAUAUUGUUAGAACAUUUAUUAGAAGAUAAAAACUCUUCUGCCAUUUCAUAUAAUGUAUGUAUAUUAAAUGAAUUGUUUUCUUUGAUUCUGUUUAAUUAAAUUAUUCCCCUGAACAACGGUUCUGAAAUUCGUAGCACCAUAUUCAUUAGAUAUUCGUUCUAUAAGGCUUUUUGGUUAAUCAGUUUUCACUGCCCUGUGUUGGCAACAGUAGUAUAUUGGUAUAUGCCUUUUUAAUUAAACACUUUCUAUCCUGUGAUGUCUAUUAAUUUUUAAUGAUGCUCUGAACAUUUAUUUUUUGUCUUUGCAUCUUUUGAGGUGAACGGCUUUUCAUAAAAAAAAUUUUAAUUUUCUUUCGUAUACACUUCACAUUAUUUUUAAUAGUAUAUUUUGACUAUGAAUGAUCCCAGUGAUUAAAUAUGUACAGUUAUUUUAUUUAUGUUUUCAGUUUCCACUUAUAUUUCCAUAUUAAAUUACUGAAUUUAUUGUUUGUUGUAUGUAUAAUAUCUAUCUUUUCUAAAUAGUUAACUGAUAAAAUUCUAGAAAAUCGCAUUAUCCGUUCUUUAGUGUUGUUUGUAAAAUUAAGUUCUUUCGUGAAAUCGAACAGGUAAGAAAUGUGAUAUUAAACAGCAAGAAAGAACUACGAUAAAAAAAAUGCGAUUUAGUUUAAAUAUUGAAAACAUUUCUUAUUUAGUGUGUUUCUAAAUUAUUUAUAGAUACUACACAUACACAUAUUUAUAUAGUACUUGUAAAUACUAUAGAAAUAUUUAAAUCUGUGAUGAUCCAUGACUUGUGCGUAUGGCUGGACCACCACUAAAACCAAAACUGUAGUUAAAAAUUUGUCAAUAAAUUUUUUUUAAUGAA